This is a messenger RNA of Cydia pomonella (codling moth), 6601 nucleotides long. RefSeq lists its product as uncharacterized. Bases 1526 to 5887 code for a protein of 1453 amino acids. NCBI's taxonomy places the organism in Eukaryota, Metazoa, Arthropoda, Insecta, Lepidoptera, Tortricidae. The record is from RefSeq and is a predicted model, not a curated record. The transcript has 2 exons.
UGUUCACGUUUUAAAUAUAAGUAAUUUCAAACUUUCGCGCCAUCAGUACAUUCACGAUGCUUUCCGAUUGGAUAGCGCAGACAGUUCGUCUGCGUCUGCGGCCGCUUAGAAAGAGAUGCAAGAUCAACCCGCAUCCAGUGCGCGAGCGAGACAAAUCACACGGAAGUUCAGUCUUCUCGAUGACUCCAUUUUGAAAUCUCAACGUGUUCGCAUCAAAAUUGCAUAUCUCUAAACGUAUAUUCUAAUGGAAUGUCCAAAUUUGAGAUACUCAGUGUUCCAUAGUGCUUAUUCCCGCCGGCCGGCAUACAAAACUUUCAAAACCUGUGUAAAAAACGUGAAGGAAGACGCUGCAGUUCGCCUUGACCGCGUGGACUCCAAAAUUCCAGCUUCCAUCAUCAGCUCUCAGGUUAGUGGCUGCAGUUUAUAUCCUUUUCGGUUUGAGCAUCGUAUUUAAAGUGUACGUCGCGCAGUUCAAUUUUUUUUUGUUCAUUUUCAAAUUACCCAAUUGUAGCAAAUCAACCAACAACCUCGAAAAGGCUACAUAUUAUUUGGUGCCGAAACCAGGGACCUUUAGAUCCCAUCAUUAGUAAAGUAACUUCAACAAAAUCAACCAAUUUUAUACCAUUCCCCACCUAUUUACGAUAUUUUGAACGAAAUUGCAACAUUCCAUAAGCGUAAAAUACCUACCCGCCUUUGUUAUUACUAGCAACGCAAUUACUGAGUUUUUGUUGUAAUUAUUUAAAUCAGGGGUUGAAACAGACGUAUAUGUGUAUGAACAACUUAUUACUAAUCACACUAUAUAAUAAUAUUGGCAAUUGUUAGCGAAAUAAUGCGAUAAUUACUGCAAAAACAUUCUGGUAUAAACCGACCGACUUUAGAAGCCCGUGUACUUUUAUUACAUUUCCGAGAGGUUCAUAUUGCAUUACCGCCUUCCGCAUUUAGUCGCAUAAUCGCUUUGCAUACUUAUAUUACAUUCGUAAUAUUAAUUUUUCCGUUGAGAUAAUACUUACUUGUUUGACUUCUUUGAGUUAUUUGUGCAUCUCAAUACGUAUAACCCUUUAUUCACUUAUUUUAUAUCGUCUGGGUUAUUCAUAUAAAUAUCGUACGUAAUACAGUAUAGGUACUCAAGAGAAUUCUUUAAGUACUUACAUUUUAUUUUUAGUUACAUACCUAUUGCGCUGUAAGUGAAAUUAUUUACAUAGGAAUCAUCCAACUAUAAUUGUGUCAAUCAUCUUGGGGCGGUUUCAGUUCCGGCAUAGGUCUACUCGUAUAUGUACUUAUAACAGCUGUCUCUAACAUUGUUUAUAACUUUGCAUUUCGAGCGGUCGCGCGGCGCUUAGUUGUUUGAAACCACAUUCGUGCAUAUAUAUGAAAUAUACUUAUUGUUGCGUAUUUGUUUACUUUAGGUAUUGUGUACUCUAAGGCGUGUUGCAAGUAUUUCACGUAUAACGUAUAUCCCGUAUUCAACACUCGACUAUAAAUACUUAUUACGUACCCAUAGGUGUUACCAGGUACAGUCGGAACUAUGGCAUUGUAUAAAAAGAAAUCAAUUAAAGGAACUAAAUCGAAGUCGAUAGAAAUGGACGGUUUAACAGUCAACGAUCUGCCGGCAUUGCGUCGUAUUCGCACACUUGCGUUUAACCGCGUAAAGAAAACACUAGAGAUUGCGCGUCAGGCGAAAAAUGACGUAACUUACAUGGACUCGUUCCUUGUACAUUACUCAGAAGUUAAAAAGCAUGCAAGUAAAUUUGAAGAGGCUCAUGCCGACAUUUUGAGCGUUAUCGAUAGCGACUUGGAGGUUAGGGAGGAUGAAAUUAGAAGUCAAUUUGACGAAUGUUAUUUUGAAAUUCUUUCAUUACAUCGGCAACUCGUGGUACCUUCCGAUGAACCGAGUCAACCGUCGUAUCCUUCAACGAGUAACGUCACACAAGCCCGGCUCCCGAAGAUCAAUCUUCCGAAUUUUAGCGGAAAUGUCAAACUGUGGUCCGAAUUUUAUGAUAUGUUUAAUUCGCUUAUUCAUGAAAACAAGGCGUUAUCAGAUACGGAACGAAUGCAUUAUCUAGUAUCUUGUUUGUCGGGCGACGCGUUGGCACUUAUCCGCACUUUCCCGGUGGCGGCCGAGUAUUACCGCACUGCUUACGAAACUUUAAUAGCGCGUUACCGCGGGAAGCGAGAUUUAGCGUUUACUUGUUGGAAAGAAAUGUUAGAUGUUACCUUCAAAUCGAAUUCACCUCAUGAGUUUCGGAAAACCCUUGAUACUUUUCAAGAAAAUUUAACUAUGCUAACGCGUCUCGACUUGCCUACUGAUAAAUGGGACUUUGUUUUAACGUACCUUCUUCUUUCUAAACUGGAUUCGAAAACUAGAUGUUUGUUUGAGAAACAGCCAACAACUGCCGAGUUGCCCACGUAUGAUUCGCUGAAAACCUUUUUAUAUUCACAAUGCGAAGCGCUUGUUCGUGAUACGCAUUUUUCGUCAAAUGAUAAAACUCGUGAUGUUGAAAAGGCUCGGUUAGCCGAAAAAUCUCGUUAUUUCAGUUAUUCUGGUAAACCUUUUGAUAAGCGUUCCGAUAAAUUCAACUAUGUAAAAAAACAAGCAACAACGACUUUAUUAUCGGCGGACGUUCAAAACGAGGGUGAAACAACGCUUCAUUCCACGUCAUCGGUACAGCAAACGGCGUUGCCUAUCCCUAUAACCAAGUGUUCGUUUUGUGGAGAGGAUCACUCAAUACUCCAUUGUAAGACGUUUUCAUCUAAACCACCACAAGAACGAUUCGAUCAUGCUAAACAACAGCGUUGGUGUUUUAAUUGUUUGAAACCUUCCCAUGGCCUCAAAGAUUGUAAAUCCAUUUUCAAAUGUCAAAAGUGUCAUAAACGCCAUCAUACGUUACUUCAUCUUGAAACUUCAGAACCUAACGAAGCGGAAAAUGUUUGCAGCGUAGUAGAAUCUUCAAAUACGUGUACACAAGCGAGCCUGGUUACAAAUUCACGCACCACUUCGUUUGUAUUGCUAGCUACUGCCCAGAUUAACGUUCGCGAUUCUGCUGGGAGAUUUCAACCAUGCCGUGCCCUAAUCGACCCGGGUAGUCAGCCCAAUUUUAUCACUGAGCGUGCGGCUGCUCGUUUGGGCUUCAAUCGAUCAUCAACACCGCGAACUAUUAACGGUUUAAGUCUGAUGCGGGCUCCCGUAUCUGGUGCAAUUCAGUUGGAAAUAGGCGUGAAUAACGAAACAGUAUUCAGUAUUGAAGCUCUCACUUUGGAUACUAUAUGCGGUCCGAUGCCUAACGCCAAACUUAACAGGACUCACUGGACUCAUGUGCAAAAUUUGAAACUAGCCGACCCUAAAUGUGACUUGCCUGGAGACGUCGAUGUUCUGUUGGGCGCAGAGGUCUUCCCCUUACUUCUAACCCCAGGAAGUAUUGAUGGAGGAGAAUUUCAGCCACCUGCUCUUAAUACAAUAUUUGGAUGGAUUUUGAUGGGUCGUACUAAGAUUACCGGAGCAGCUGAAAUGAAUUCAUUUCUUGUCACAGAAGGAAAGCAGCUCCAUUCACAAGUAGAACGGUUUUGGGAGCUUGACUCCGUACCUCAAGCUAUUCCAAAGCCUACAUGCGAAGAACUACAAUGUGAGCAACAGUACACUGAAACGUUAUCUCGUGAUCCCACCGGGAGAUAUAUCGUCACCUUGCCUUUUAAAGAAAAUGCCAAGGAUCUCUACUUUCCCGGCUCGAGGGAAUCGGCGCUUAGACGAUUCCACUCGCUAGAGCGAAAACUUUCAAAUAACCGUGAACUUCAUGCACAAUAUUCCGAGUUUAUGGCAGAUUAUUUGAAAAGCGGUCACAUGAGCCUAGUUCCCAUUAACGAAUUGUCCCAGGGUAGGUAUUAUGUACCACAUCAUUGUAUUUUACGCCCCGACAGCGUCACAACAAAGCUGCGGGUCGUUUUUGACGCGUCUGCAAAGGACGCGCGCGGUAUUUCUCUUAACGAAAUGUUACUAAUAGGUCCGAAACUGCAAACGAACAUUCUUGACAUAUUAUGCCGAUUUCGUAUCAAUCCAAUUGUCUUCACCGCUGAUAUGCGGCAAAUGUAUCGUCAGCUACUAAUAGAUGAACAUGAUCGUGAUUACCAACGAAUAUUUUGGCGCUUUCACCAGUCCGAACCCAUACAAGAAUACCGUUUGAAUACUGUCACAUACGGUGUAAGCUCAGCGCCCUUCCUUGCUUGUCGUACAAUAAAACAGUUGGCCCAUGACGAAGGAGAUGAGUUUCCGUUAGCUAAGUCAGUCUUACAACAUAAUUUAUACGUCGACGACAUUGUCAGCGGUUCUCCUUCUUUCGAGGAAGCAAAAGAAACUAUAAGUCAAGUUAUAACCUUAUUGAAGAGAGGCCAAUUCGAACUUCGAAAAUGGGCCAGCAAUCAUCCUGAAUUAUUAGCCGAAUUACCAGCUGAACAUUGUUUGACAGAUUUUGUCUCUUUGGACUAUGAUCAAAGUCACAAUCUUAAGGUACUAGGUUUAAAGUGGAACCCUGUCAAAGACGUAUUCACUUUCGAAGUGAAUUCGUUAAACCGUAUCUGUACUAAACGCACUAUUCUUAGUGAAUUAGCUCGUAUAUUCGACCCUAUGGGAUUCUUAUGUCCUUUAACUCUCCUUGCUAAGUGCUUUAUUCAGCGAUUGUGGAUUGCAUGUGUAGGCUGGGACCAAACCCCUCCUGAUGAAAUUGUUGAACAAUGGAAACGGUUUUCUGAUCAAUUAUCAUCACUGCAACUCGUAGAGAUACCUCGUUGUUUAUCCAUCGAGAAUAUGACAAAUUUUCAGAUACACGGUUUUUCAGAUAGCUCAGAGGCUGGAUACGGAGCUGUGGUCUAUCUAAGUGCCACCGAUGUCUAUAAUAGGGUACAUACCUACUUACUCUUGGCCAAAAGUCGUGUCUGUCCAAUCAAACGCGUUUCUCUCGCACGUCUAGAACUAUGCGCAGCGGUAUUACUCGCAGAUCUUCUUAAAUACGUAAAAGAAAUUUAUUCGUCAGUACUACCCAACUUCAAAAUUUUUGCUUGGUCAGACUCUACCGUUGCACUUUCAUGGAUAAAGGCGCCAUCACACCGUUGGAAGACAUUUGUUGCCAAUAGAGUCAGUCAUAUUCAGGAGUCGAUUCCCGACGCGAGUUGGAACCACGUACCAUCGGCAGACAAUCCCGCUGAUAUAGCUUCUCGCGGCUUGUUUCCAGUGGAUUUGUUGCACAGUUCCCUAUGGUGGGCGGGACCGGAGUGGCUUAGGCAGCCAUCUGAAACAUGGCCUUCACUUGACGCGUCUACGUGUGAUAUUUCCGAUCGCGACAAUUCCGACAUUAUAGCGGAAGAACGCACACACGCAUUCAUCGUCCAACACGAUACGCACUUUCUUGACGAUUUACUAGAAAAAUACUCUUCGAUAAGAAAGGUGCAGAGGAUUAUAGCUUAUUGUCAGCGGUUUAUAAGAAACCUACGUAACAAGCAAGCGCGUUGUCAGACCAGUUACCUUAAUCUCAAUGAAAUUCACAACGCCCUGAGGCCUAUCGUUAAACACGUACAAUCGCAACAUUUUCAUAAUGAAAUUAUUCGUAUACAAACUAAAAAGCCUCUUUCAAAAUCUAUGCGCAAAUUAAAUCCGUUCAUAGAUAAACAUGGUAUCCUCAGGGUGGGCGGACGUUUAUCAAGAUCUGGGCUUGAGUUCGAUCAUAAACACCCUGCUUUACUUCCACGUAAAGACACUUUAACUUAUCGUAUUAUUGAGGCUUUCCACCGUGAAAACUGUCAUCCAGGCACGAACACGCUGCAUUAUCUUUUAACACAGCAGUUUUGGAUCUUGUCUCCCAUACGCGCGAUUCGGCACUGUAUAUCGAAAUGUAUCAGCUAAAUUAUGUCCACUUCCUAACCAAGUUGACUAAUUAGUAACGUAAUAAUAGGUAGGUUAUAGUUAUAACAAUUAAAGUAGUUCAUAAAAUUUAUGUUUAAGUUUGUUCAUACACAUUUUUAGCUUAAAAUUAAGGUGUAUUAAAAUACAAAAUAUUGUAUUUUGGUGGGCGGAAUGUUCACGUUUUAAAUAUAAGUAAUUUCAAACUUUCGCGCCAUCAGUACAUUCACGAUGCUUUCCGAUUGGAUAGCGCAGACAGUUCGUCUGCGUCUGCGGCCGCUUAGAAAGAGAUGCAAGAUCAACCCGCAUCCAGUGCGCGAGCGAGACAAAUCACACGGAAGUUCAGUCUUCUCGAUGACUCCAUUUUGAAAUCUCAACGUGUUCGCAUCAAAAUUGCAUAUCUCUAAACGUAUAUUCUAAUGGAAUGUCCAAAUUUGAGAUACUCAGUGUUCCAUAGUGCUUAUUCCCGCCGGCCGGCAUACAAAACUUUCAAAACCUGUGUAAAAAACGUGAAGGAAGACGCUGCAGUUCGCCUUGACCGCGUGGACUCCAAAAUUCCAGCUUCCAUCAUCAGCUCUCAGGUUAGUGGCUGCAGUUUAUAUCCUUUUCGGUUUGAGCAUCGUAUUUAAAGUGUACGUCGCGCAGUUCAAUUUUUUUUUGUUCAUUUUCAAAUUACCCAAUUGUAGCAAAUCAACCAACAACCUCGAAAAGGCUACA